This is a messenger RNA of Thalassophryne amazonica, 1572 nucleotides long. RefSeq lists its product as uncharacterized. The transcript is spliced from 2 exons. NCBI's taxonomy places the organism in Eukaryota, Metazoa, Chordata, Actinopteri, Batrachoidiformes, Batrachoididae. The record is from RefSeq and is a predicted model, not a curated record. The coding region runs from base 213 to 722 and encodes 169 amino acids.
UGUGUGAGGAAGCUUUUCGAGCAGCGUGUUUUUUCUUUACGAAAGUUCUGAUGUCUCAUAGAAAUGAACCACAAGAGUCUCUGUAUAUCAGAACGAAGCUGGACCUUGAGCUGUUCUUCAUGUUUGACAGUUGACUGCUUCGCCGGAGCGGAGUUAGUUUAGCCUGCUAACUGGGCCUUUUGUGUGUAGAAACAGUUUGUGUCUGUGUGAAAAUGUCUAAAGUCCAAAUUCUGAGAGCGUUAUUGAAGCAGCGACUACCUGCAGAUGAUGAAGAAGAGAUAUUUGAGCUGUUUGACAGAACAACAGCAGAAUACGAGGAGAAACUUUGUGGUUUAAAAGAGGAGAACGAACGACAAAGAAAACGACUGGAAGCUGCUUUUAACUCUGACGACAAAACAGAUAUACAGCUGCUGAUGAAAGAAGAAAUUCACCCUGAGCAUCAGAAGUGGACUUGCGGUUUGGUUCAGUUGGACCAGCGACAUGACAUUAAAAACAAAGAAGAGGAACUGUGUAUAAGUGAGGAAGGAGCACACCUUCAAGUGGUGGAGGUUGACACAAACAAGUGUGCAAAUGAUAUGAAUAUUGGUUCCUUGCAUUGUCAUCAAUCACAAAAUCUGGAAAUUCAAGAAACUGAGCAUCUUACCAGCAGCUCAGUUGAACAGAUGAAAGCAGACUCUAAUGGAGACAAUUGUGGAGGUUCAGAAUUGGCUUGCAAGUUUUAACAAGACAAUCAUUCAUACACACACAUUGGCGAUAUGGCUUCAGAAUCUUUUGAACCUGAGAAUGAGGAUAGAGCUAUUGAGUGGGGUGAGAGCAGGAAGCCAAGUCAUCUUCAUUCUCUCACAAAAAUAAGACAGUCCCUGUUCACAAGAGAUGUGAUGGUGGUAUGAAAUUAUUUAGCGGUAAGUAUGGUCAAAGUACUGGCCACAAGAACGUUAUAAUGAGAACCAUGAAAAUUAAUACAAGGGAGAAAUCAUUUAGCUGUUGUGUGUGUGUGAAAACAUUUAGCCGAAACUGUGAUUUUAAGAGCCACAUGCAGCUCCACACAGGCAAGAAGCCAUUUAGCUGUUCUGAGUGUGGUAAAACAUUUCACAGAAAGCACCAUUUGAAGGGGCACAUGGUUAGUCAUACAGGAGAGAAACCAUUCAUCUGUUCUGAGUGUGAUAAAGCAUUUAGGAGAAACCGUGACUUGAAGACCCACAUGAUAAUCCACACAGGAGAGAAACCAUUUAGUUGCUCUGAGUGUGGUAAAUCAUUUAACCUAAAGGGUAAUCUGAAAAUGCACAUGAUAAUCCACACAGGACAGAAACCAUUUAGUUGCUCUGAGUGUGGCAAAGCAUUUAACAUAAAGGGCAAUCUGAGGAUGCACAUGAAUGGUCAUAAAGGAAAGAAACCAUUUAAUUGUUCUGAGUGUGGUAAAAUGUUUCAAAUAAACAGUGCUCUGAAAACCCACAUGAUAAUCCACACAGGGAAUAAACCAUUUAACUGCGCUGAGUGUGGUAAAACAUUUCGCAGAAAGCACCAUUUGAAGGGGCACAUGAUUAGUCAUACAGGAGAGAAACUAUUUACUUG